Messenger RNA from Suricata suricatta (meerkat), 2184 nucleotides. RefSeq names its product ectonucleoside triphosphate diphosphohydrolase 5 (inactive) (gene ENTPD5). Bases 348 to 1634 code for a protein of 428 amino acids. The transcript is spliced from 17 exons. Gene Ontology annotation, molecular function: UDP phosphatase activity; GDP phosphatase activity. The record is from RefSeq and is a predicted model, not a curated record. Gene Ontology annotation, cellular component: membrane. Gene Ontology annotation, biological process: nucleoside diphosphate catabolic process. Lineage: Eukaryota; Metazoa; Chordata; Mammalia; Carnivora; Herpestidae.
GGGCGGCCGCGCCGAGCGGCGCGCGCGCGCGCGUUUGCAUAGUUCUGCUCAACAAAGAAGUGUGGUGUGUUUUGGCUGAAUCCUCAAGCAGACAAGAUCAUUAUGGCCCUAGUAGGUUGGACAAAUAUCCUGAUACAAGGUUGAAAAAAUGGCACAUUAGUUGAAAGAAACAAAGGGGAAUGCCUAGAAGAAGAAGAAAAUAUUGUUAUUUAGAUUGAUCUACAUGACCAGUCUGUUUGCUGUGACGGAAUAAUCGGCCAAAGGGAGCGACUUAAGAUCUACUACAGGUGUGUGAACAGCCCUGCUUCUGCAACACAAGCCUAAACUCACCACAUCUUAGGAGGAGAAUGGCCACUGCAUUGGGGACAGCCUUUCUCAUGCUGGUGACAUCCUGCGUUUGCAGCACUGUCUUCCACAAAGACCAACAGACUUGGUUUGAGGGUGUCUUCCUGUCUUCCAUGUGUCCCAUCAAUGUCAGUGCUAGCACAUUUUAUGGAAUUAUGUUUGAUGCAGGGAGCACUGGAACACGAAUUCAUGUUUACACCUUUGUGCAGAAAAUAGCAGGCCAGCUUCCGAUUCUGGAAGGGGAAAUUUUUGAGUCUGUGAAGCCAGGACUUUCUGCUUUUGUAGAUCAACCUAAGCAGGGUGCUGAGACUGUUCAGGGACUCUUAGAGGUGGCCAAAGAUUCAAUCCCACGAAGUCACUGGAAAAGAACCCCAGUGGUCCUGAAGGCAACAGCGGGACUGCGCUUACUGCCAGAACAGAAAGCCCAGGCUCUGCUCUAUGAGGUAAGAGAAAUCUUCAAGAAGUCACCUUUCCUGGUACCAAAUGACAGUGUUAGCAUCAUGGAUGGAUCUUAUGAAGGCAUAUUAGCUUGGGUUACUGUGAAUUUUCUGACAGGUCAGCUGCAUGGCCACAGCCGGGAGACCGUGGGGACCCUGGACCUUGGGGGGGCCUCGACCCAAAUCACAUUCUUACCCCAGUUUAAGAAGACCCUGGAACAAACACCUAGGGGCUACCUCACUUCAUUUGAGAUGUUUAACAGCACUUAUAAGCUGUAUACACAUAGUUACUUGGGAUUUGGAUUAAAAGCUGCAAGACUAGCAACCCUGGGAGCCCUGGAAACAGAAGGGAUUGAUGGACGCACUUUCCGAAGUGCUUGUCUACCAAGAUGGUUGGAAGCCGAGUGGAUCUUUGGGGGUGUGAAAUACCAGUAUGGUGGCAACAAAGAAGGGGAAAUGGGCUUUGAGCCCUGCUACACUGAAGUGCUGAGGGUGGUCCAAGGAAAACUUCACCAGCCAGAUGAGGUCCAGAGAAGUUCCUUCUAUGCUUUCUCUUACUAUUAUGAUCGUGCUGUUGACACAGACAUGAUUGAUUAUGAAACUGGGGGUGUUUUAAAAGUUGAAGAUUUUGAAAGAAAAGCAAGGGAAGUGUGUGAUAACUUGGAAAACUUCACCUCAGGCAGUCCUUUCCUAUGCAUGGAUCUCAGUUACAUCACAGCCUUGUUGAAGGAUGGCUUUGGCUUUGCAGACAGUACUGUCUUACAGCUCUCAAAGAAAGUAAACAACAUAGAGACAGGCUGGGCCUUGGGGGCCACCUUUCAUCUGCUGCAAUCUCUGGGCAUCUCCCACUAAGCCAGGCUCUUCUUCUGAGGAUUCCAUUCGUCAAGGAGAGAGGACUCAGUCAUGUUCUGAGCUAGUCUGAGGAUAGCCUGGACUGAGGCCCAGCAGCUCAAUUCAUCAGGAGGAAGGAGCUUUUGGAGACAGGUCUUGCCCUUGAGUCUGGAGAUUUGGGUUUAAUUAAGUUUAUAUAUCUAAUGUGAACUCUUGACCUUACCACUCUGCUCGCACAGCUGGCACCAGAGUCUAAAUCUUUGAGAUUCUUUGUGUGUCACAGCCAAAAGGAAUAGCUUUGAAACUUAACCUUGGAGAGCCCAGGGACAGGUCCCUGGGAACCAAAGAAAAAUCUCAUUUCAGCCCUUUGAGUGCCUCAUCCCUUUGAACAUAUUAAUUUACCUCUUACACACUAAACUAAGCCCAUUGAUUGCAAUCUCAUGACCCAUCGACGCCAGUAUUUUUUUUUCUCCUCCCUAUACAUUGCCAUGUCCCAUCCUCUUUCUGCUCACCUCCCCUAAAAACAAACAACCCCCCCCCCCAAAAUAAACCUGGUUUAUACUUUUCAUGU